Pollicipes pollicipes is the source of this 1041-nucleotide messenger RNA. RefSeq names its product prominin-1-like. The transcript is spliced from 9 exons. Lineage: Eukaryota; Metazoa; Arthropoda; Thecostraca; Pollicipedomorpha; Pollicipedidae. Bases 1 to 1041 code for a protein of 346 amino acids. The record is from RefSeq and is a predicted model, not a curated record. Gene Ontology annotation, cellular component: membrane.
AUGUGCCAGUGUUUCACGUUGCCGGACGUCACAAGAACGGCUCGCGAGAUUUCCUCGCUGAUCGAGAACGGCAUCGAGCGAGAGGUGCGUGCAGGCAAACGGUCGUUCGACGAGCUGUCGGGCCGCAUUCAGGCGGAGGUGGCGGCCGUCGUGCCAGAAGUGCGUCGCAGGAUUGCCCAGGCCGGCAUCCGGCUGCAGGACGCGGCAGCAAACAUCUCGUCGGCACUGGACAGCGUGCGGCUGCGGCCGGCUCACGAGGCGCUGGACGAGGCCAACCAGUACCUGCAGCAGUACGGCUCGUUCAGGUACUAUCUGUUCCUGAUCCUCUCCGGCCUGGUGCUGAUCGUCACCUUCUGCCUGGUGAUGGGGCUCUUCUGCGGCCUCUGCGGCCGGCGGCCGGGUAACGUCUACGGUGACGACACGUGCAACAAGGGCGCCGGUGCAAACUUCCUGCUGAGAAGUGCCAGCGGCGUGCCGUGGAAGGCUGAGGGCCACGCCGUCUUCCCGGCCGACGAGCUGCUGCCGCAGCUGGCCGCCACCGGCUUCGACCUGGCCGACGUCAUCAGGAGAUGUCACCAGAACCAGUCGAUCUACACCGUGCUGCACCUGGAGCCGCUGUACGACCUCUCCGAGCUGGGCCGCUACAAACAGCAGCUGGGCAUCGACGAGCAGCUGGAUGCCCUCCGCAACCAGAUACAGGUGGACACCGACGUCGAGAUCCUCACGCCGCUGGGUAAGGAGCAGCUGUACGAGCUGGCGCGCUCCGACGUCGCCCGCAUCAACUACACCGCCUUCACGCUCACGCUGGAGGACCGCAUCACGGCCGUCGAGCUGGGUCAGAUGGGUGCCGCGCUAGAGGCGGCCGCCAACCUGCUGCCGCCGGCCGAGCGCUCGGCGGCCAACCGGCUGCGCAACCAGGCCACCAUCCUGGGCGCCCAGCAACUGGUGGUCGACCAGAUGGCCGACAUUGUCGUCUCGCUGAGGGUGAGCCGCGGCCCGCCGCGAGAAAACGAACCGGACUGGAGUCGUGUUCGCUGGUGA